CCUCGAUAACGCCUCUUCCGCCCCUCUACCCGCCGUGAAACACCGUCGCAAUGCCCAACCUUCGUCUUGGUUACAUCGCCCCCGAUUUCGAGGCAGAGACCACUCAGGGUCCUAUCAAAUUCCACGAGUGGAUCGGUGAUUCAUGGGCCAUUCUGUUCUCGCAUCCCGGAGAUUUCACACCUGUCUGCACCACCGAGCUUGCCGAGGUGUCGAGGAAGGCGCCUGAGUGGGCGAAACGCAACGUCAAGGUCAUCGGUCUCUCCGCGAAUGACCUGAAGGACCACCAGAAAUGGGUUGAGGACAUCAACGACUUCGGCACGAAGAACCUCGGCCCCACCAACGUCCAGUUCCCGAUUAUCGCCGACGCGGAGAGAAAGAUCUCGACGCUGUAUGACAUGCUCGAUGAGCAGGAUGCCACGAACCGGGACGCGAAGGGCCUGCCGUUCACCAUCCGUACAGUGUUCGUGAUUGAUCCUAAGAAGGUUAUCCGCCUGACACUCGCCUACCCUGCGUCGACUGGACGCAACUUUGACGAGAUUCUGCGAGUUGUGGAUUCGCUCCAACUCGGCGACAAGCACCGCGUCACAACCCCCGUCAACUGGAAGAAGGGCGACGAUGUUAUCGUCCAUCCGUCUGUGUCCAACGAGGAGGCUAAAACGCUGUUCCCUGAUGUAACUUUCCACAAGCAAUCGUACCUCAGGACGACUCCCCUCAAGGUUGAGUGAACAUAAGCAUUGAGGUCACUGGGCCUGUUAUGUAAUGUACGAUAUUCCAGGAGAUGCAAAUAAAUUAGUACUGUAGCCGAGCUUCACGUCUUUGCGAGGACAUCCAUGAUACGAUAACAACUUGAUGCGAUGCUAGGUUCCUGUGGCGUACUUUGAUUUCCUGACACGCUCGCUGCCUGCGGCAUGCGGUGCGAUUGG
Molecule: messenger RNA, 923 nt
Organism: Postia placenta MAD-698-R-SB12
Lineage: Eukaryota; Fungi; Basidiomycota; Agaricomycetes; Polyporales; Adustoporiaceae
Exons: 8
Coding region: 51-725 (224 amino acids)
Biological process (GO): cell redox homeostasis; cellular oxidant detoxification
Cellular component (GO): mitochondrion; cytosol
Molecular function (GO): peroxiredoxin activity
Source: RefSeq, a predicted model, not a curated record